AGCGGCAGGGCGUUGAGGUAGACGGAUGCCGGCUAAGAGGCAACUGCAACCGGGACAAGAUAGCCGUCUCACUGCGUGCGGCGCCAGGGCCAUGGGGUGGCACGUCGUCGCCGCGCACCGCGCGCCAAAGCUGCAGCUCCUGCCGCCGCCUCUGUGCCUGCUCUUUCUGGCCUGCGUGGGGGGGCCGCUUUUGGCGCGCGCGCUGCCUUCCAAGGCGUCGCGCGGCGUCGCCGUCCCCUUCGUCUUCGACCCGCACGCCGUCUGCAGCCCGCCUUGUCAGCACGGAGGCCUAUGCAUCCGGAACAGCACUUGCUUCUGCUCCAAGGGCUACGAGGGCGAGCUCUGCCAGUAUGCAACUUGUUAUCCAAAAUGUAAAAACGGUGGAAAGUGUCUCAGACCUGGAAAAUGCAGGUGCCAGCCUGGCUAUGGAGGAAGAUACUGUCAUAAAGUAAGCUGUGAAGGAGGAUGUCAAAACAGUGGGGAAUGCAUCUCUGUCAAUGGGGUGGUAAAGUGCCUUUGUGCUUCAGGAUGGACAGGAUCAAGAUGCCAAGAAGCGGUUUGUCCUCAGGGAUGUCGGAAUGGAGCAGCUUGUGUGGCUCCUGGAAUCUGCAGCUGUGCGACUGGCUGGGUUGGCGGAGCGUGUCAUUUAGCAUUGUGUAGACUGCCUUGUCACCAUGGAGGCAAAUGUAUCGCUCCAGAUGUGUGCAGAUGCCGUUCACCAUACUCUGGUAUACAGUGUACAAAGAAAAUUAAAAAAUGAAACAGCCUCUCUGAAGAUGAAUGCUUUUAUUUUAAUGAAUAAACAUUGGUAGAAAUGAGAAAUUUUGCUUUAUGCUAAUUGUUUCCUAAAUAGAUUUUAAAAAUCCUGAUUAUAUAUAUUAAAGGAAAGCUCUCCUAUACUAAAGGGCAAUUUAAAUUUUUUAAAAGGCAAUAUCAACGCGGUUGAAUGUGUUUAAAAAUAUAUGUGAGUAUGGAGAAUUUGGAUGCAUGCGGAUACUUUGAUGUUUCAUU
Molecule: messenger RNA, 1011 nt
Organism: Rhineura floridana
Lineage: Eukaryota; Metazoa; Chordata; Lepidosauria; Squamata; Rhineuridae
Product: von Willebrand factor D and EGF domain-containing protein-like
Exons: 5
Coding region: 26-760 (244 amino acids)
Source: RefSeq, a predicted model, not a curated record